AUGAGUCAUCGCUUGCACAAACACGCACCUCAUCUGAUGAUGGACAAAUCGCACGUGGAGGAGAAAGGCCACAUCAUGGAACAUUUAGAAGGCGUAGUGGAUUCCACGUUCGACAUCAACAAAAUGGCGGAGGAAGAGCUUAGAUUCCUCUACUUCAAGAUGCAUGACAACGAUGACAACAACAAGCUGGACGGUUGCGAAUUGAUAAAGUCCCUUCUGCACUGGCACGUCGAGGAAAGUAAGAUGAUGGGACCAGAAAAUGGUGACAUUGGGACAACCAAGAUUUUCGGAAACGAAGAGCUGGCGCUCAUGAUAGAUCCUAUUUUAACAUCAGACGAUAAGAAUCGGGACGGAUUCAUAGAUUACGCAGAAUUCGUCGCAGCUCAGAAAGCAAGAGGAUUCUAA
This is a messenger RNA of Uloborus diversus, 405 nucleotides long. RefSeq names its product multiple coagulation factor deficiency protein 2 homolog. Gene Ontology annotation, molecular function: calcium ion binding. Lineage: Eukaryota; Metazoa; Arthropoda; Arachnida; Araneae; Uloboridae. Bases 1 to 405 code for a protein of 134 amino acids. The transcript has a single exon. The record is from RefSeq and is a predicted model, not a curated record.